AUGACGUUCCAUGUGAACCCUAAAGGGCGCGACUGGAGCAGCCUCGUAAACUGGGACCAUCUAGGAAAGCUAUACGCCGGAAUCACAAUCGCCUGGACCAUCAUCCUGAGCGCUGGGUCAAUAUGGCUCCUCAUCAAUCGCAACGUCUCGUUUCUGAGGAUGCGCAACAUCCCGCUCGCCGUCGCCGCCGUUGCCUUUCUCCACGUGUAUCUGAUCAAGAUCUUGCUUGCCUACACAUCGAACGGACAUUUUCCGUGCAGCGCCGAAUUCUGGAUCAUGAGCGUCUAUUUGCCGUUUGGCAUCGCUCUUUUCCAAGCCAACAUUGCGCAGCUGGAGAAUGUUAGUAAUUAG
Messenger RNA from Mytilinidion resinicola, 351 nucleotides. RefSeq lists its product as uncharacterized. NCBI's taxonomy places the organism in Eukaryota, Fungi, Ascomycota, Dothideomycetes, Mytilinidiales, Mytilinidiaceae. The coding region runs from base 1 to 351 and encodes 116 amino acids. The record is from RefSeq and is a predicted model, not a curated record. The transcript has a single exon.